CCGCCUCGCCCUUCCUGCUACUGUAGCGCCCACCUAAUUCGCGCCGCCUCCCCACCUGGCCCGCCACAAUAAGACCAGGUCCUAGUAUCUGAGCUGAACCCAGAGGCGCGGUUUGUGUUUAUCCGUAAGUGUUGCUCCGCGAAACCACGUAGGCCACGACAUCUAGUAGCGCUAGCAUUCCGUACAGUAGUCAUUCUGUCGCUACAUGGCCGCCGAGAGCCAUGGCCGCCGUGAGCGCUAGGCAUCCUCGAGGAACGCGGCCCGUUCGGACGCACGUGCUGGCUUGAGCCGUACCGCAACGUGUUUCAGACAGACGCUACGCGACGCGCCGGUCGCAUCAUGGGCCGAUUAAAGCAAUGCCCGUCGCGUUAUCUAUCACAGGCAAGGGUCACUAGUAGAUUACGAGCCUCGAGUUUAGUUACGUAGUUGCUAUUCGCCAAUCGCAGCACCGUCAAACAGUACUCGCUGACCUAAUCCGCUCAUUUCACAUGGCUGACGUGGCAGUGGCUGGGUCCCACUGCGCGCCGAGUCAGCGCAGUUGGGCUCGCCGUCGGCAGCAACACCUCGUUGCCGCCUCACCGCGAUUCCUCCUGCGCCGCUCCCUUCCCUCCCUCCUCCUCCCGCUCCUCCUCUCCGCCCUCUACUCCCACGGCCCCCCUCAAAUCUCCGCAAAGGGGCGGCCGCAGGGCGACCAGUGCGCGGCGCUGGCGGCGGCGCUGGCGGCGAGCGCGCGCGUGGUCCCCGGGACCGUCGGCGUGGGCUUCGCGACGCCGUCGCAGACGAAGCACUGCCUGCGCUCCUUCCGCUUCGUCGCGUCGCGCGACAUCCCCGUUAUAGACUCGAUCAUCAACGGACUAGCCAACUUCUACGUUUAUAGACACAUCGCGAUUGAAUCCCCCGACGCGCGCCUCCCGAGCGACGUCGACAUAGUCACCUACCUCCGCGCGAUUCGAGAGAAGGCGUUACGGGGCAAGGGGAUUAAGAGCCUAAUGCGGUUCCAGACGUUAAUCUACCGCGCGCUGAUGAGUCUUAACGACGGGCACACGAUGUUCAGCUCCAACUGCUUCCACCGCACCGCGUCCUACUACCUCCCCCUGCCGCUCGUCGCGGUCGUCGAGGAUGGCCGCCAGAUCAUCCGCGUCGCACCCUCGUCGCUGCUGCUGCAGGGGCUGGACGUGGCGGCGCUGGUGCUGCAUCAAUUCGACUACUACCGCUACGAGGGCGCGCAGGUGCUGACAAUCAAUGCCGUCCCCGCCAUGGACUACCUGCUCGCGUGGGCCGCCCGCUACGUGGGGCAGUACCGCGACAGCGGUGUGCGCUUUAAUCUCCUGUUCGCGCGCCGCGUCGUGUCCAAGGCGACCGGGGAGGUGAUCUCGACUCAGGGUGCGUUCGCUCAGAGGAGCCUGGCGCCCACCAAUGACAGCGUGGUGGUGGAGUUGCAGCUGGCCACCAGCACCUCCCCGGUGACAGUGGCGGUGCCGUGGGUGGCGGUGCUGCCCACCAACUUCGCCACCACCGCCUCCUACUGGACCGCCAACUGCGCCAAGCCUCGCCAGGCCACUGCUGCUGCUGCUGCUGCCUCUGCUGCUGGGAUUUCUGCGGCUGCUGCUUCUUCUGCUGCUGCUUCUUCUGCUGCUGCUUCUUCUGCUGCUGCUUCUUCUGCUGCUGCUUCUUCUGCUGCUGCUUCUGCUGCUGCUGCUUCUGCUGCUGCUGCUUCUUCUGCUGCUGCUUCUUCUGCUGCUGCUUCUUCUGCUGCUGCUUCUUCUGCUGCUGCUUCUUCUGCUGCUGCUUCUUCUGCUGCUGCUUCUUCUGCUGCUGCUUCUUCUGCUGCUGCUUCUUCUGCUGCUGCUGACGAUGACGAUUGGGGUUUACGCAGCAAGGCAGGGGGGGAGGGCAUGGCAGCAGGGACAGUAGGGCCACAACAAGCAGGGGGUCCGCGGCUGAAGAAGCGGGCAUGGGGCGUGCGGGCAUGGGGCGUGCGGGCAUGGGGCACAGAAAGCACAGCGAUGGAAGGUUACAGGGAUGGUAACCGCAGCCGCAGUGGGGUCAGAAGUAUGACUGGCGGGGGCAGCAGUAGUAGCAGCACUGGGACCCGACAACCAAGCUGGGGUCGAAUGGGCGGCAGCAGGGCGGGCAUGGGCGGCAGCAGCAGGGAGCGGGCGGCGGGGUGGCCGACCCUGGCUGUGGAGUUCCCAAGGCCCGACCUCGACGCUCUCCCCUCCCUGCUGCACCCCCUCCCCCGCAUCCGCGCUCCCCCCCUGCUGCUCCGCCCCCGCCAACCCGCUGCUUCCGCUGCCGCUGCUGCUGCUGACUCUGGGACUGCUGGUAUUGAUGCUGAUGGUGCUGCUGCUGCCGCUACCGCUGCUGCCAGCGAGGUGCUUGCCUUGUCAGCAGCAGCGCCGAAUGACCUGGCGGGGGCGCAGAAACUGUCGAAAGCAGCGGCCCUCAUUCCUGUCUAUCUGCUCCCCGACAACCGCACAGCGGUCAUCUGGAUGCACACCUUCCUGCCAGCAUUGGACGGCUCAGAUGAGGCGCUCAUCGCCUUCCUGCUCACAGAGAUCUCCGCAGCCAUUGAUCUCGCCAACCGCUACGGCAAGCGGGUCAUUCUGGACGUGAGUGGCAACGGCGGUGGUUACGCGGACGUGGCGUACCUGCUGCUGCGCCUGGUGGCGGGCAAGCAGCGUGCGCCCAAGGGCCGUGUGCAGAUGCCGCAGCAGUUCCUCGUCUCCAGCGCCUUCAUGCUCGGCUUGCUCGACCGCCAGCUGGCGUCCUUCUACCAGUGGGACAAGUACGUGAAGGUGGAUGAGGCCACGCCCAUGAAAAGCGCAACGGAUUUCAAGCCCUUUCAGAAUCUCCAGUUUUCUUCGGACGGGCAGCCCGGGGUGUACUCGGGCUUGUUCAAGCUCUCGACGUUUCCCGGGCUUGAGAAGAUUCCGUUUCAGCGGCCGGUGUUCGGCAGCCGGCCAUUCGUUAUAGUCACAAACGGCAACUGCUUCUCGGCGUGCGCCAUCUUCACGCAUAACCUCCGGAAGCGGUUUGGAGUGAAGCAUGUGACUGUAGGGGGGGUGAUGGGUCAGCCCCUCGGUAUAAGCGCGUCCUGUAUGGGUGCCACGAUGCCCUCCCUAGAGACGGGGGUUACUAACUUCCUAACCGGGACAAAAUUUGCCGACCAUCCGCGUGCACCCAAGCCGUUCCCUUACAACGUGGUGCAAGGGGUGGCGGUGGUGCAGGGGUUUGUGCAAGAGCAGGUCCCGUGCGAAUAUGUUUUUCUGCCCGGGGACCGACACGUUAACCUGACCAUGGAUAAAGUGGCCAACCCUGCCCUUGUGUGGGCAGAGGCCUCCCAAUACUUCUGAGGCAUUCCAAACUGAUUGCCCAAUAAGAAAGCUGAUGCCUGCAAGGUUCAAUGCGUGCAAGGGCAUUCUAUUGUAUUGGGUUGGGGUGUCAACUUAUACAUUUGUAAUGUAUGUCUAGUUAUAGGCUAGACAGGUACGUGCUCUUAGGGAGUACAACCCACAACUUAUAG
This is a messenger RNA of Closterium sp. NIES-67, 3526 nucleotides long. The record is from the annotation of a GenBank genome assembly. Lineage: Eukaryota; Viridiplantae; Streptophyta; Zygnematophyceae; Desmidiales; Closteriaceae.